AUGAAACGAUGCAAGGGCCAUUUAACUAGGAAAUUUAUAAAAGAGUGCUGGAGUAAAUGUGGAUGCAACAAGAAAUGUGGAAAUCGUGUUGUCCAGCGAGGGAUACGAGUUGCUUUGCAGGUUUUUGCAGCACCUGAAGGGAAAGGGUGGGGUGUUCAAUCUGUGAAUGCCCUGAAGAAAGGCACUUUCAUUUGUGAGUAUGUAGGCGAAAUUGUGACGAAUCAGGAACUGCACGAAAGAAACAAUGAAAGGGCUGCUAAAAAGGAGAGGCAUACUUAUCCAGUGCUGCUGGAUGCAGACUGGGGCUCUGAAAGGAUACUGGAGGAUGAGGAGGCCCUUUGCUUGGACGCAACAGAAUUUGGAAACAUUGGCAGGUUUAUCAAUCACAGGUGUUAUGAUUCUAACUUGAUUGAGAUUCCAGUGGAAGUGGAGACUCCGGAUCAUCACUAUUAUAGACAUGCUUUUUUCACAACUAGAGGUAUUGAGCCGAUGGAAGAGUUGACGUGGGAUUAUGGUAUUCAGUUUGAUGACAAGCAUCAUCCGAUCAAAGCAUUCAAAUGCAAGUGUGGAAGCACGGGCUGCCGAGACAAGAAAAGACGGCAUUAA
Molecule: messenger RNA, 606 nt
Organism: Populus nigra (black poplar)
Lineage: Eukaryota; Viridiplantae; Streptophyta; Magnoliopsida; Malpighiales; Salicaceae
Product: histone-lysine N-methyltransferase SUVR4-like
Exons: 5
Coding region: 1-606 (201 amino acids)
Molecular function (GO): protein binding
Source: RefSeq, a predicted model, not a curated record